Cavenderia fasciculata is the source of this 1209-nucleotide messenger RNA. Its product is annotated as type I phosphodiesterase/nucleotide pyrophosphatase family protein. Lineage: Eukaryota; Evosea; Eumycetozoa; Acytosteliales; Cavenderiaceae. The record is from RefSeq and is a predicted model, not a curated record. The transcript is spliced from 4 exons. The coding region runs from base 1 to 1209 and encodes 402 amino acids.
AUGUGUAGGAUACUUUUAAAAACAAAAGUUACUUUAUCAUUACCACCAACAAACCAAAAACAUGGUAUUAAUAAUAAUCAUAGAUUGAUAGUAAUUUCAAUCGAUGGAUUUAGAUGGGAUUAUUUAAAUAGAAAUAUUACUCCUAAUUUAAACAAGAUUCAUUCUGGUGUUAAUAGUUGCCGUGCAUCUUAUUUAUCACCUCAAUUCCCUUCAAAAACAUUUCCUAAUCAUUUUACAUUGGCAACAGGGUUAUACCCAGAAAGUCAUGGAAUCAUUAGUAAUGAAAUGAUUGAUCCAAAAUCGAAAAGGAAGAAGUUUUCGUAUGCUACAGACUCUGUAUACGACGCUCAAUGGAUUACAGGUGAACCUAUUUGGGUUACAGCCAUUAAACAUAAUCUUAAAGCUGCAUGUUGUCUUUGGCCAGGUUGUGUUGUCCCUAUUCAAGGUAUUCUACCAAAUCCUAUCAUUUCUCCUGUACAGGAUAACCCAGACUUGACAAUGGCGUAUUUGUCAGAGGUGGAUACUGCCAGUCAUAAAUUUGGAGUAGAUUCAACCGAGACACUACAAGCUAUAAAAGAUGUGGAUCGAGCCAUCGGACAAUUUAUGGAGAAUAUGACAAAGAGUGGAUUGAUUGAUACGACCAACCUGAUCAUUCUAUCGGAUCAUGGAAUGACCAAUGUAAAACAUACAAUUGAUAUAACUAAAUACAUUGAUAUGUCUAAAGUAUUUAUGAGUGGAUCUCCAACACCUAUCCUAUCACUCUAUCCACUUCCACAUGUUGAUGGACCAUCUGAUUCUCUUUAUACUGGACUUACAGUAGACGAGAUAUACAAUGCUCUACACGGUAAACAUCCAAACCUACAAAUCUAUAGAAAGGAGGAUGUACCCAAACACUACCAUUUUAGUCUGCACUCCAAUACUGCUAUCUCACCAAUAGUGGGUAUUGCAGAUUUAGGGUAUUCCAUCUUUACAGGAACCGUACUGCCAGUUGAAAAGGGUACUCAUGGAUACGACCCAUCCUAUCCAGAUAUGAAAGGUAUCCUUAUUGCCAGUGGCCCAAAUAUCAAAUCUCAAUCAAAACCAUUCGACUGUGAAAACACAGAUCUAUUCAAUGUCUACACUACUCUUUUAAAUAUACCAUCCAAUUCUCCACACCUACCAAAAACAAAUAGUACUACUUAUUUAAAAGAUUUAAUUCUCCAAAAGUAA